Molecule: messenger RNA, 732 nt
Organism: Orycteropus afer afer
Lineage: Eukaryota; Metazoa; Chordata; Mammalia; Tubulidentata; Orycteropodidae
Gene: CUNH12orf60
Product: chromosome unknown C12orf60 homolog
Exons: 1
Source: RefSeq, a predicted model, not a curated record
AUGUCUUCAAAGCCAGAGGAGGAUAAAGAGAGGCUGGCUCAAGCUGCCAAAAUGUUCUUCUUUCACAUACAAGAUAUUGCUUCCUUCACCAACAGACUUAUUGAAUUGUUUAAUCGCAAUAUGAAUACCCAGAUUAUCUUGACGGCUGUGAAGGAAGAUGAUGACGUUAAGAAUUUCUUUGAAUAAAUGCUCAAAAUUGUUAUGGAAAUGCAAUCUGCAGUGGAUGCAGUGAACACAAACAUGCAAAAUGAGCCUUUAUAUUCUAAGAUUGCAAUGGCUGUGUCCUCUGUGGUUGAGCAGAGUACCAAUGUAAAGGAAUUGCAUCAGUCAGCCAAAAAAGUGUUCAAAAAUGCCCACAUGCCACUCAUUGCCUCUGUUCUGAGUCAUGGCAAUGUCCUUGGGAUUUUGGUAUCUUCUAUUACACUCUUGAUGAAAUUUCCCAUCAUGAAUCUUCGAUUGAGUGACUUCUACAGGAAAGACAUCAAAGAGCAGUCAGAUGCCACCACAUCUGGGAAAAGUACGAGUUCAGGUCCCGAAACCAACACAACAUAUAACUUGAAAAAGUUGCAGGAUGCACUAGAAGAUGAGAAUGCCAAGAAUCCAAUACAGUCAGCUGCAGAUCAGUUGGAGCAAAUAAUUAAGACUAUGGGGCCUGUGUUAGAGAUCCUCCAAAAAGCCACAAAGACUAUGGUGACCAAUAUUUCCCUGUUUAAGAAAGUUAGUGACAAGUAG